This is a messenger RNA of Candida tropicalis MYA-3404, 576 nucleotides long. RefSeq names its product TRAPP complex core subunit. Gene Ontology annotation, biological process: intra-Golgi vesicle-mediated transport; endoplasmic reticulum to Golgi vesicle-mediated transport. NCBI's taxonomy places the organism in Eukaryota, Fungi, Ascomycota, Pichiomycetes, Serinales, Debaryomycetaceae. The transcript has 2 exons. The record is from RefSeq and is a predicted model, not a curated record. Gene Ontology annotation, cellular component: cytosol; cis-Golgi network membrane; TRAPP complex. The coding region runs from base 1 to 576 and encodes 191 amino acids.
AUGUCAAAGAAAGCAUCAGGAGAUGAUAUUUGGAAGAAUAAUGUUGAAAAAAUAAAUUCAGAAUUAUUUACAUUAACUUAUGGAUCAGUAGUAGCCCAACUAUGUCGUGAUUUUCAAAAUAAUUAUCAUGAAGUAAAUAAUCAAUUAGAUAAAAUGGGAUAUAAUAUAGGAUUAAGAUUAAUUGAAGAAUUCUUAGCCAAAACAGGUAUUCGAAGAUGUCAAACAUUUAAAGAAACAGCAGAAGUUAUAAGUAAAUUAGGAUUUAAAAUAUUUUUAAAUAUUCAACCAAUAGUUGAAAAUUGGUCAUCUGAUAAUAAAUCUUGUAGUUUAAUUAUACCUGAACCUAAUCCAUUAACUGAAUUUGUUGAAUUACCUAUAACUGCAGAUAAUAAAAUUGGUAAAGAAUUAUGGUAUUCUCAAAUAUUAUGUGGUGUUUUACGUGGUGCUUUACAAAUGGUUCAAUUGGAUUGUGAUGUUAAUUUUGUGAAAGAUGUAUUAAGAGGUGAUGAAAGAACUGAAAUUAGAUUGAAAUUGAAUAAAAUAUUAAAAGAUGAAGUCCCGGCUGGUGAAGAUUAA